Labrus mixtus (cuckoo wrasse) is the source of this 4050-nucleotide messenger RNA. It is a transcript of the gene trappc11, whose product is annotated as trafficking protein particle complex subunit 11. The record is from RefSeq and is a predicted model, not a curated record. NCBI's taxonomy places the organism in Eukaryota, Metazoa, Chordata, Actinopteri, Labriformes, Labridae. The transcript is spliced from 30 exons. The coding region runs from base 351 to 3722 and encodes 1123 amino acids.
CGGAACUGCAACUGAAGUUUAGCCUCAGGUGGCUAAGCUAGCUAGUUUGUUUUUUCUUCAUCUACAGCUGGUAGAUUGAUGGCUAUUUUCUGCAUCUGCCGAGUUUGACACGUCGAUAACCGGCUGUCAGAUGGUGACCAGCCCCGGGACUUAACCUCAUAGGUUCGUAACACAAAACUGUGACGUUAAUUUCACGGUUAAAUUAGCAAAACCUCGCCCACUAGCUGUUAACCUUCAUACACGGAUCUGCAGCUAGCCGGCUGACUCCAGAGAGCUAACUGUACCUCUCACUGUUAACUCUUCUACUUUGAGUGAUGCAACUGAGGUGAUUCCUCCGUCACACCAACACCAUGGCAGGUUCCCAGUGGGAGCUUCCUCCGGAGCUCUGCUGUCGGCCAAUGGCCUUUGUGGCUUUGACUGGUCUGGACGUGGUGUACAAUGCCGUGCACCGGGCCAUAUGGGACGCCUUCUGCGCCAACCGGCGAGCUGACAGAGUCCCUAUCUCGUUCAAAGUCCUCCCAGGAGAUCACGAGUACCCCAAAUGUCGCACUAAGAGAACGUCGUAUGAAUGGUACAUUCCUAAAGGCAUCCUGAAAACAGGCUGGAUGAACAAACAUCUGAACCUGGUUCCAGCUCUGGUUGUCCUCUUCUACGAGCUGGACUGGGACGACCCACAGUGGAAAGAGAAACAGUCUGAAUGUGCUACUAAGGUGGAAAUAGUCAGGACCAGUCUUCAGGGCAGGAACACCAAGGUGGCCGUGGUUCUAAUCCAGAAGAAAACUCCACUUCCUCCAGGAGAGGACCUGGUGGCGUCUGAGAGAGCGGCCACUCUUUGUAACUCCUGUGAUCUCUCUGGAAAGAGUCUCUUUGUGCUGCCACACACCGACCACUUAGUGGGUUACAUUAUAAGGUUGGAGAAUGCUUUCUACGAACACGCUCAGACGUAUUACUACACCGAGAUCCGUCGAGUCAAAUCUCAUAAAGAGUUCCUCAACAAGACGACACAUCAGCUGCUGUUUGUCCGACACCAGUUUAAAAUCGCCUUCUUCAGUGAGCUCAAACAGGACACCCAAAACGCUCUCAAGUACUACAGAACUGCGUACAGUCUCGUCCAUGAGCUCAGAGCCCACGAGACCAACAUGUUGGAGAUCAAGACUAUGGCUGGAUUCAUCAACUAUAAGAUCUGUCGUCUGUGUUUCCAGCACAACACUCCUCUUGAUGCUAUAGCUCAGUUUAGGAAGCACAUCGACCUGUGUAAGAAGAAGAUCGGCAGCGCUGAACUGGCCUUCGAACACGCCGCAUGGAUGUCUAAACAGUUCCAGUCGUUUGGUGAGCUGUUUGAUGAAGCGAUAAAGUUGGGUCUGACAGCCAUCCAGACGCAGAAUCCUGGCUUCUACUACCAGCAGGCGGCCUGUUACAGUCAGGACAGAAAACAACAGGCUCAGCAGCUCUGUCAGGCUGGAGCGAGUCAGCCCGCCUCUGAACCUCUGGAAACCCAAAGUGGAGGACUCGACUUUUACGGUCAGAGAGCCUGGAGGCAAGGACACCAGAGCAUUGAUCCUCCAGAUGCAGAGAAGGAGAAAACGGGGAUUCUGGCCCUGCAGGUUAAAGAGAGAGACGUACCACACUCUGAGCUGAUUAUCGCACUUCUCAGUAACGCUGUCGCCCAGUUUAAGAAGUACAAGUGUCCUCGAAUGAAGAGCCACCUCAUGGUGCAAAUGGGCGAGGAAUACUACCACGCUAAAGACUACACCAAAGCCCUGAAGCUGCUGGACUACGUGAUGUGUGACUAUCGCACAGAGAGAUGGUGGGGCCUCCUGACAGCCAUACUGACCACAGCUCUGCGCUGUGCUUAUCUGAUGGCCAGCGUCAAAGAUUACAUCAUCUACUGCAUGGAGCUGCUGGGCAGAGCUUCCACCUUGAAGGAGGAACAGAAGUCGAGGAUCGAGAGAAAUCUCCUCAAAGUCCUGACGAACGAGGUCCCCGACGCCGAGCCCGACUGUGAUCCGUCCUCCGUCAGUGCAGCCGCGUCGCUGUGGAGCGACCGCAUGGCUUUGGCCGGAUCAAACGAGCUGACUUUAGAAGUGCAGGACUACAUCCCGUUCAUCCAGUGUAAGGCCAAGUUCCAGUCCCCCAGCUUCCAUGUAGACCAGCCCAUCCAGCUGCAGGUUUUCCUCCGAUCCGACUGUCCUAAUCCGCUUUCUUUCAACAAGCUGGCCGUCAGCCUCAGUAACCAGGAGUACAACCAGUGGUGUGUGGUGGAGUCUCCAGGUCAGGAGAGUAUGAGUCUGCUGCCAGGAAAAACCAAAUGUUUCAACUUCAGCUUCGUAGCAAAGACGGAAGACGUGGGAAAGAAGAUCGAGAUGACAGGCAUUGAGGUGAUGCUGGGCGGUGAUCGAGGCCGCUGUGUGUUUGUGAGCUGGAGGGGGGCAGGUGGAGACGCAGCUUCUACCCAUGAGGCCUUGCAGGCGAGCAGGUCAUCACGUCGAUGGGGGCGGAGCAUGGAGGCGCGUCAGGAGCCGGACUGGGACAGCCUGACCAUGCAGCACAGCACCAUGAUCAUCUCCAGAGUGCCAAAGAUCUCUGUUCAGCUGAGCCACCAGCCGCCUGCCCUCCACAACGAGAUGUACUGCAUCAACCUCACUGUCCAAUCACAGGAGGAGGGCGUGGCAAAGGAUGUCAAACUGACAGCUGGCCUCAAACCAGGUCAGGACGCCAAUCUAGGCCAAACCACGCAUGUGACGCUGGAUGGCUCGAAGGUUUGUGACGACUCUGCUCCCGCCCUGCUCCAUGACGUCCCUCUAGGAGAUCUGAAACCUGGAGAAAAGUUGGAGAAGUGUGUGUAUGUAAAGUGUGAGUCAUGUGGGCCGAGGGUCUUCCUGUUCCACGUGGCCUACAGCAUCGACACCACGGUGGAAGGACGACAGAUUGUCUGCAAAUGUCACAAGGAUGAGACGGUUACCAUCGAGACGGUGAUCCCAUUCGACGUGUCGGUCAAGUUCGUGUCCACUAAGUUUGAGCCGUUGGACCGGGUAGCGGUGGACGUCCCCUUCCUCUUGAUGACUGACAUCUCGUCAUCGUCCCCCUGGCCCCUGCUGCUGGCCUCCUCCUCUCUGCAGCUGCUCACUGUGACCAGCAACACACCUCAGCUUCAGUCACAGAUACAGGAAGUUGUUCUGCAGACAGGCGAGUGUGCCAGCGAGUGUUUCUGUCUCCGCUGUCCACCACAGACCAACAGCAACAGCACCAUCGCUACAGGACAGUACCUGUUAUCAUGGAGGAGAAAGUCGUCGAGUGCAGACAGUCCUCUGAUCCAAACUACAGUCACUCUACCUCACAUCAUCCUGGAGUCUGUCCCUCUUUACAUCCACGCCGAUUUGCCGUCAUUUGGACGAGUCAGAGAGUCUCUUUCAGUUCGAUAUCACAUCGAGAACAGAACGGCUCUGGUGCAGGAGGUGGAGAUGGCUGUGGAACCGUCGGAUGCCUUCAUGUUCUCUGGACUGAAACAGGUUCGUCUGCGUAUCCUUCCUGGCUCCGAGCAGCAGAUGCUCUAUAACUAUUACCCACUGAUGGCCGGUUACCAAACACUACCACAGCUCAACAUCAGCCUGCCGCGCUGCCCGACCACCAACACACACUCACUGAGACGCUUCCUGCCACAACGCAUCUUCGUCAAGCCUCAGGGUCGUCAGCUGGAUGACGCCUCCAUCGCUGCAGCUUGAUGAGCAAACACAAACUGUAAAUACGAGAAGAAAACAACUUUGUGUAGGUUGUUUUAGAUGUAAGAUUCCUCACAGAUUACAUUAUUAACACUAUUUGUUCCACAUUGUUCAUGAGAGAAACGUCAGUGAAGCAAACAUCAGGAGGUUUGUUUCCAGAGUUUCAUGUUCAGAGUGAAUGUGUCGACGUGACGAGCAUGACAGGAGGAUAAUGAAUGAACGGAUAAACUGAUGAAAAUCAUGAACUAAAUGGAGAAAAUCCGGUAAAAUGUGUAAAACAUGAAAAAUGAAUGUGUUGAAGAUUUGAUUAAACUGGUGUGAUGUAAACUAG